ACAAUUACCCGAAGGUGUCCAAUGGGACUUUGAUGUCGAGAAUUGGCUAAAUCCGUACCAAGUGUCACACUAUGCGAUGGACAUCUUUGAGUAUCUGAAAGAACGAGAACGCCUAUUCCCCAUCGGCAAUUACAUGGAUCGGCAAGUAUGCCUCUCGCCAUGGCGAGGGGCGAGGGAAUGGAUGAGAGCGCUACUGGUCGAUUGGAUGGUCGAGGUGCAGGAGUCGUUUGAGUUGAAUCACGAGACCUUAUAUCUGGCUGUAAAACUGGUCGAUCUAUACCUAACAAAGAUGACAGUCGGGAAAGAGACUCUACAACUGCUGGGCGCUGCGAGUCUUUUCAUAGCGAGCAAGUUUGACGAAAGAAUACCACUAAUGGUGGAAGAUUUGUAUAUAUGUGACAGCGCUUACACAAAAAGGGAGCUGAUCAAAAUGGAAAUAAAUAUUUUAAAAAUAGUCAAUUUUGACCUAGGAAUACCUCUCUCUUACAGAUUUCUUUGGCAUUAUGCCAGGUGUGCCAAGAUGUCUAUGCCCACGUCAACUCUGGCUCGGUACAUACUGGAACAUUCUCUGAUGGAUUAUACAAUGAUCAGGUUUAGCGAUAGUAAAAUGGCAGCGGCGGCGUUGUUACUCGUGUUGCUAAUGAAGGACUUGGGAGGAUGGAAUCCAACAUUAGAAUACUAUAGCGGUUAUAAACUUAACGACAUAAGAGAUAUUUGCAAUCUUUUAAACCAGAGCUUGCAUAGGAAACACGAAGAAGCAUUAAAGACUGUCCACAGCAAGUACAGCCACAAGAUUUUCUUUGAAGUAGCAAAGCUGCCCCUAAAAGAGACUUUAGACAUAUAAAUAGAAAGAGUACUGAAGUAACUUGUAAGUCAAAAAAAGUGCUCCAAAUUCAAUAUAUAAAUACAGGCAGAUGAAUCAUCUUGAUAACAAGGCAUUAGAAAUUAAGACUAGUCGCGUAUCGAAUUGUUGGACAACCUAGACAUUAGUUAAGUGAUUGUUAGCAUGCGAAUA
Molecule: messenger RNA, 1015 nt
Organism: Temnothorax curvispinosus
Lineage: Eukaryota; Metazoa; Arthropoda; Insecta; Hymenoptera; Formicidae
Product: G2/mitotic-specific cyclin-B3-like
Exons: 4
Biological process (GO): regulation of cyclin-dependent protein serine/threonine kinase activity; mitotic cell cycle phase transition
Cellular component (GO): nucleus; cytoplasm; centrosome
Molecular function (GO): cyclin-dependent protein serine/threonine kinase regulator activity
Source: RefSeq, a predicted model, not a curated record